Argentina anserina (silverweed cinquefoil) is the source of this 869-nucleotide messenger RNA. RefSeq names its product ylmG homolog protein 1-2, chloroplastic-like. The transcript has a single exon. Gene Ontology annotation, cellular component: chloroplast; membrane. Gene Ontology annotation, biological process: chloroplast fission. The coding region runs from base 40 to 678 and encodes 212 amino acids. The record is from RefSeq and is a predicted model, not a curated record. NCBI's taxonomy places the organism in Eukaryota, Viridiplantae, Streptophyta, Magnoliopsida, Rosales, Rosaceae.
CCUUCCUCCUCCUCCUCCUCCUCCUUCAGAAAUCCCCAAAUGGCAUCACUCAUGGCUUCCCAGGCUUUCUUCUCCCAAACCCUAACCCUAACCAGACCCCCCACCCCCUCCCCCACACUCAAACCCUUCUCCUCUCCCUCCCCUCCUCCCUUCCUCCACCUCAACCCCUCCACCCCCAACCUCCGCCGCCCCCUCUCCGUCUCCGCCGCCACCCACUCCCCUCCACCUCUCUCCACCGCCCCCACUCGCACCCUCACCACCCUCUUCGCCGUAACCCUAGCCGCCUUCCGCGCCGCCUCCCUCCCCGUCGUCACCUUCGCCUCCCAGUCCCUCCCGGCCCUCGCCUCCUCCGCCGGCCCACUCUUCUUCGCCGCCCUCAACGACCGCCCCAGCGGCUACCUCAACACCCCCCUCACCGUCGUCGCCGCCGGCCUCUCCAAGUGGCUCGACAUCUACAGCGGCGUCCUCAUGGUCCGGGUCCUCCUCAGCUGGUUCCCCAACAUUCCGUGGGACCGUCAGCCGCUCUCGGCGAUCAGAGACCUCUGUGAUCCCUACCUCAAUCUCUUCAGGAACAUUAUCCCUCCGAUUUUCGACACGCUGGAUGUGAGCCCACUCCUGGCUUUUGCAGUGUUGGGGACUCUGGGGUCGAUUUUGAACAACAGUAGGGGGAUGUACUGAUGGAGAUGGAGCAAUGUCGGCGGCUUCAGGAACUGGUUUUUGAUGGGAUUUGGGGGUAUGGUAGUUGUUAUUAGGUUGUGUUUGCUAUAAUUUUUGAUGGCUUGUUCCUAAUGUGAUAGCCUUUUGUUUUUAUGGGGAUAACUUUCGGAUUCGGUAUGAAAUACAUAAAUUUUUACACUUUUGUAUGGUUG